AUAUCACGGGUAUAGCCUGAAUAAUAUGUAUUAUAGAUAACUGUUUACAUUAACACCAAUGUGCGAAUUACUGGGACCAGGCCCUCGUGUGGCUUUAGAUCAGUGGUAGCAACUCUACUAGUUGUCACCAGGAGUAGAUGCAUGAUUUAUAUAUUACAUCAUCUUACAUCAUAUCAGGUAGAGCCCAUCAAGGGAUGUCCCCAGAGCUUUAAAGGCUUAGAAAACAAUGUGUGAGUGGAAAACAAAACAGCAUGAUGUUGCAUCUUCCAUUGGAUUUUUUUUGCAUUUUGUUUACAUGAUCAUCCCAACUUCAACUUCUCUUUGACAUGCUGUGUAUGACUCUCAAACUGACACAUCUAUUCAAACACAAAUGGAAGCUAGCUGUUGCUUCCAUUGAUCAAAGUAUUUAAAUGGACUUAAAUUGAUGUUCUGUGGAACUCAGUGAAAGUAGAAAGGACCUCUGUCAUCAGAGCCACCGGAAGCUCUCUGACUGUCGUCGCCGCUGCAGUCUUGUGUUUCCUGUUUACGGGCGGGAAGAGCGAAAGAAGCUAAACUAUCGGUCUGUGUUCUUGCAUCGUUGUGUUUCAAACAUCAGUGGUACGUUUGUUUUUGUUUCUUAGCUCAGUUUCAAUAAUUUAUGAUAAACCGAAUUCCCCGCGACUCUGAUAUAUAUCUUUGCUUGACCUGUGCCCAGAGUUUAAAGGGAUUUGAAGCGCGAAACUGAUGGAGGAGCCCGCAGAUUCCGGCGGUGGCGGGGCAGCACAGGGCCCCAUGGCGCAAGUGGCGGAGAUCCGCUGCCCAAUAGCAGCGCGUCCUAUGCGGCUGCUGGAAUGGAAAGUCAAACCCGGUUCCCUCGUCAAUGUGGAUUCGGUGUUGGCGUUAUGUGCUCCCAUCCCACCGGAGAAAGAGGCCGGGUCCCAUCCUCCAGAACAGCCCAAUCGGCUGUCAGAGAAGAAGCUGAAAUCGGACCGAGCUGGAGUGGUGAAAGAGCUAUGCUGUCAACUUGGACAAGUCAUAUCGCCUGGUGUUGUGGUUGUAAGAGUAGAAGAAUGCAGCCAUCCCAUUGUGAUGAAAGGCCUGUGUGCUGAAUGUGGCCAGGACCUCACACAGAUGCAGACCAAUAAUGGGAGGCAGCAGGCUCUCAUCUCCACGGCAAAUGUUUCCAUGGUGCACAGUGUCCCUGAGUUGAUGGUCAGCUCUGAGCAAGCAGAGCAGCUGGGCAGAGAGGACCAGCAGAGACUCCACAGGAACAAGAAGCUGGUUCUGAUGGUUGAUCUGGACCAAACCCUGAUCCACACCACCGAGCAUCACUGCCAGCGCAUGUCCAACAAGGGAAUCUUCCACUUCCAGCUGGGACGGGGGGAGCCCAUGUUACACACGCGACUGCGUCCGCACUGCAAAGACUUCCUGGAGAAGAUCGCCAAGCUCUACGAGCUGCAUGUCUUCACCUUCGGAAGCCGCCUCUAUGCACACACCAUCGCAGGCUUCCUGGACCCUGAGAUGAAGCUGUUUUCCCACAGGAUCCUGUCCAGAGACGAAUGCAUCGACCCCUUCUCCAAGACAGGGAACCUGAGGAAUCUGUUCCCAUGUGGAGACUCGAUGGUAUGUAUUAUAGAUGACCGGGAGGAUGUGUGGAAGUUUGCUCCCAACCUGAUCACUGUGAAGAAAUACAUCUACUUCAAGGGGACAGGAGACAUCAACGCCCCGCCCGGGUCUAAAGAGGCUCAGCAGGGAAGGAAAGGCAGCCAGGCCAGCCGACCAGCAGAGGCCUCAGAACCAGCAGUAACGUCAGGGACAACCGGGCCUAAAACAGGGCCAUCUGGAGGGUCGUCUACAUCAGAGGAGCAGAGUAACGGUCUUAAGAAACAACGGGCCAAAGACCACAACAAUGGAGGGAGGGGGGAGUCAACAGCACCCUCACCCACUCAGGGAGCAGCAGCCAAUGAACGGACUCAACCGGACGGUGGCGAGGCUGUGGAGGAGGAGCGGGGUCAGGGCGAGGGAGCCGAGGCCAGCGCGGCAGCACAGGUGAGCGACAGGAUGAAUGUGAAAGAUGAGAUGAAAGCGGAGGGGAAUGGAGAGGGGAAGGAUGGCAGCAGGACAUUGGGCUCAGGGGAGGAAGCUCCCCUUCCGGGUGGGGUGAACUCAUCCUCCACUCCUCUUCCUCCAUCCUCCACUCCUCCAGACCUCCAUGAGCCCAACAGCAACCUGGACUUUGACCUGUCCAGCGACAGUGACGCUGACUCUCUUACGGGUAAACCCCCCUCAUCAGACAACGAGAGGGACGGGGUGUCCAGCCAGACCAAGAAGUCCAAACAGGAAGGGGCGGAGCAGGCAGCAGUAGAGGAGCCAUCAGGCGGGGCUGGAGGAAAGGAGGGGGAGAACAGCUCCGCGGUAGUAGGGGAGACCUCAGAUGAGACGUCUGGGGCAGAGGUUGUCUUCCCUCCAGACCCGGAGCAGGAGAACGGGCGCUUAGAGCGGAGGGAGGCUGAGACAGAGUCCCAGAACAGUGAACAGUCAGGAGUCACCAUGGGGGAGGAGUCUCUGGACCCGAGCAUGGAGGAGGAGGAAGAGGAGGAGGUGGACGUGGACAAGGAUGACCACCUCAUCUACCUAGAAGAGGUGCUGGAGCGUAUCCAUGGAGAAUACUACGCCCGCUACAACGGCUUCCUCAGGAAGGAACGCCCAGAGAUGCCUGACAUCAGGAAGAUCGUCCCGGAGUUGAAGGCCCGGAGCCUGGAGGGCACCACCAUUGUGUUCUCUGGACUGUACCCCACCAAUUACCCCAUGGAGAGAACCAGGGAGAAUUACCAUGCCAAGGCCCUUGGAGCAAAGAUAGGAAAAGGCCUCCUGCUCCGCUCUAAAGACCCUGGCAGAACCACCCACCUCAUUGCUGCUAGAGCAGGUACAGAGAAGGUGCGUCAGGCCCAAGGCUGUAAACAUCUCCAUGUGGUGAAUCCUGACUGGCUGUGGGGAUGUCUGGAGCGCUGGGAAAGGGUGGAUGAAUCACUGUAUCCACUGAAGGAGGACUACACCAAGACCCAACGGAGCAACAGCCCAGUCACGUUCCCUGACCUCCAAGGCUCCUUCCAGAACCCCCGGUUCCCCCCCGCCCCCCUCCACCACCACCCUCCUCCAGCUGCCCCUGAGAUGCGGACGUACGACCCGGUCACGGGGAAGCUGAUUCGCCGUGGGACUCAGGCCUCCAGACCACCAUCUUACCUCCAGGCCUCCAUGUCUGCUGCCCACGGCGACCAGACCUCGCUCAGGGGGGGUCAGAAGGACCAGCAGGGGGAGACGGCGGGUCCCUCCAGUCGAGACGACGAGCAGCCUGGACCCUCCUGCCGGCGGAGGGAACGCCAGCCCAGCAUGUCAGAGACCAACCCCCUCUACACAUUCUGUAAAGAAGACCUGGACAGCAUGGACAAGGAGGUGGACGACAUGCUAGAUGAGGAGAGCGAUGAGGAGGGAGAUGGCCGGGGGAAGAAGACAAGGGAGUUGGAGGAGGAAGAGGAGAUGGAGGAGGAAGCAGAGGGGCAGCAGCCCCAGGGUAGUGGACAGAGCACUGAGGGAGAGAAGCAGCACCACCACCACCAACAGGGUCUGGCCACCGUUGUAGAGGAGACGGAGAAGGCACAGAUGCCACCUAGUGACCAGGGCGGUAUGACGACGGGCAGCGUGUCAAGGGGACAGAAGCGCAAGCUUGAGGACGAAGAGGGGGAGUCGGCGGACGAGUCCACCAAGGAUUCUAACGAGGAAGAGGAAGGAAGCAGCUCAGAGGCUGAUGAGAUGGCCGCUGCUCUGGAUGCGGAGCUUAACGACUUCAUGUGACAACGAUGAAUUUGAUUGGACAAAUUAACUGGAUGUUUGAUUGGACGUUUGUGAACAAUGACUCACAGAAACACUCCCCCCGAGUUAUCCCAGCAGCUUUUCAGCUACGUGGUACCUGAGAAUCAUUCUGUCUCUACGCUGUGUGCGUGCUUGUGUUUUAAUGAGGUGAAUGUGUUGUACAGAAUGAAACGGUAGGUUAGUACAGUAGGAAAACGUUGGUGUGUAAAUAUAGUUGUAGAUCAUUUUUAGGGUUAAUAUAGAAACUUUUGACAAACACGUUUGUGGUGUUUUAUUGUGAGAUAAAAAAUAGGAUGUUUUACUUGAGUUUGUUUUUCUAUUAAGACUUUUUUAUAUAAAUUCAACAGAUUAUUAACUUUAUUCAUUGGUUAUAUGAUGCCAAAGAGUUUGAACUAGGCCAAUCAGAGCCUGCAGCUAAACAUUUUACUCUUGACGUCACAUUCUGUGAUCCUAUUUCCUGUUGUUUUUUUUAGGGGUUGAUCAUUAAAACGUUGUUACCGGUAGAAAGACUAA
Messenger RNA from Salvelinus sp. IW2-2015, 4362 nucleotides. Its product is annotated as RNA polymerase II subunit A C-terminal domain phosphatase. Gene Ontology annotation, molecular function: RNA polymerase II CTD heptapeptide repeat phosphatase activity. The record is from RefSeq and is a predicted model, not a curated record. Gene Ontology annotation, cellular component: nucleus. Lineage: Eukaryota; Metazoa; Chordata; Actinopteri; Salmoniformes; Salmonidae.